UCUGGCCCUAUCACCUCUCCCAUCAACACCCAUCCUAUCCAUCCAUAUAAAACUCGCCCAACAUGUCCAUGGAAGAAGAAGUCGCCGCCCUCGUCAUUGACAACGGUUCUGGUAUGUGCAAGGCCGGUUUCGCCGGUGACGAUGCUCCUCGUGCCGUCUUCCCCUCUAUCGUCGGUCGACCCCGACACCAGGGUGUCAUGGUCGGUAUGGGCCAGAAGGACUCUUACGUGGGUGACGAGGCCCAGUCCAAGCGAGGUAUCCUUACCCUCAAGUACCCCAUUGAGCACGGUAUCGUCACCAACUGGGACGACAUGGAGAAGAUCUGGCACCACACCUUCUACAACGAGCUCCGUGUCGCCCCCGAGGAGCACCCCGUCCUCUUGACCGAGGCUCCCCUCAACCCCAAGCAGAACCGAGAAAAAAUGACCCAGAUCAUGUUUGAGACUUUCAACGCCCCCGCGUUCUACGUCUCCAUCCAGGCCGUCCUCUCCCUCUACGCUUCCGGUCGUACCACCGGUAUCGUCCUCGACUCUGGUGACGGUGUCUCUCACACUGUCCCCAUCUACGAAGGUUUCUCCAUCCCCCACUCCAUCCUCCGUAUCGACCUUGCCGGUCGAGACCUCACCGACUAUCUCGUCAAGAUCCUCAUGGAGCGAGGUUACUUUUUCACCACCUCUGCCGAGCGAGAAAUCGUCCGAGACAUCAAGGAGAAGCUCUGUUACGUCGCCCUUGACUUUGAGCAAGAGCUCCAGACUGCCGCCCAGUCCUCUCAGCUCGAAAAGUCUUACGAGCUUCCCGACGGCCAGGUCAUUACCAUCGGUAACGAGCGAUUCAGGUGUCCCGAGGCCCUCUUCCAGCCUUCCUUCCUCGGUCUUGAAGCUGCUGGUAUCCACGAGACUACUUACAACUCUAUCUUGAAGUGUGACUUGGACAUCAGGAAGGACCUCUACGGUAACAUUGUCAUGUCUGGUGGUACCACCAUGUACAACGGUAUCGCCGACCGAAUGCAAAAGGAGAUCACUGCUCUUGCUCCUUCUUCCAUGAAGAUCAAGAUUGUCUCUCCCCCCGAGCGAAAGUACUCUGUCUGGAUCGGUGGUUCCAUCCUUGCCUCUUUGUCUACCUUCCAGCAGAUGUGGAUCGCCAAGAGCGAGUACGACGAGUCUGGACCUUCAAUCGUCCACCGAAAGUGCUUCUAAGCGCUGUCUACCUUUUACACGCCCUCGUCCUCGUCUCUCGCUUCCUUGCCCUUUUUUUUACACUCGGUCCUUUCGCGUCCUUGACGACGUUUUUGUAAAACCCCUCCUUCCCUUCCUACAACAAUCUCUUUACACCCGCGCAUAUUUAACCAUGCAUCUUUUUUCUCUCCUUUUGCUGAUUAAUCCUUUUUUUUUUUGGCAUACCCCCUCCCUCCUUUUUUUACCCUUCCCUCCCCUCGCCCAUCUGCCUCCUCUGAUGUUUAUGUGAUGGGUGUGUAGAUUUGUGGAUUGGAAGAGAAUUUUUACAGUAUUUGAAAGAAAGACCGCUCUGAAUUUUCAAAGAAAAAAAAUGAAUUAUGAUGCCUUACCUGA
Cryptococcus amylolentus CBS 6039 is the source of this 1568-nucleotide messenger RNA. RefSeq names its product actin. Lineage: Eukaryota; Fungi; Basidiomycota; Tremellomycetes; Tremellales; Cryptococcaceae. The record is from RefSeq and is a predicted model, not a curated record. Bases 63 to 1196 code for a protein of 377 amino acids. The transcript has 7 exons.